AUUAGGUUCAACAAGUUCCGUGAGUCGUUUGCAGCACAUGAGCAGGCUUCACCGCCAAACUGACCAACAAAACUUGCUAGUUGGCAUGUCGAGCAACAAGACAAUCCCGCCCUAUGUCCAAGACGAGCCAGGCUCUGUCUUUCUGGCGAUCUACAGCGGAAUCAAAGUAUACGAGCUUCUCAAGGACUGCAUCCCAGUUAUGCGGCGCUGUGUAGACGAUUUCAUCAACGCCACGCAGGUUCUCAAGGCUGCGGGUCUGAACAAGUGUCAGCGGAACACUGUUAUCCAAAAGGAAGUCCAGAAGCAAAUCGUGCACGAUAAAGUCCAAGGCGGAUACAACAAGUUCCAGGGCACUUGGAUCCCACUUGAUGUUGCACGAAAGCUGUCGCAAAAGUACAAUGUGUAUGAAGAUCUCAAACCUUUGUUUGACUUUGAUCCAUCCGUCCAGAAGGCCACCCGACGACCGCCCGGAACGGCCCACCAUGUGGCCGCGACCGCCUUUCUGGCAGCCAUGUCUGCCCCCAAGACACCACUGGAAAUGCACCACGACCCGCGAAUGCAGAUCAAGUCGUAUGGCACCAAAGUAAAAGACCGGCCCUCCAAGACCGGAUACGAGUUCGUGGCCCCGUUGGCGGCCGAGUUUCCGAUUCCGGUCGAAUUUUAUCCCUUCUGGAUCCCAAUGGUCCGCGGAAAUCCGUCUCGUGCUUCACCGACACCCUCCUCGCCAAUCGCCUCGCCUACACUUCUGACUCUCCCGGAGCCCCAAGACGCCAUUGGUGGUAUGUGCACCUACAGUCCUGUCUCGCCCGAGCCAUGCUUGACUGAAGUACGGCCCAGCGCCCUGAAUGCUCUUCAGAAAGAGAUCCUGUCGUCCAUAUUCCUUGAGGAGCCGGCAACCAAGAUCAUCAAACUCCUUCAGCUUUCCACAUUGCCGAGUAGUAUCGCCCACGCCGUGGAUCUUGUCAAACGUCCAGACACCGACGUCGCUGUCGACAUGGUGCUCGAUCAUAGUGGCAAUACGGCACUGCACUGGGCUGCCGCUCUUGGACGGCAGAGCAUCGUCGCUGCCCUGGUGGAGUGCGGUGCUAAUGUUGCACUCAAGAAUGAAAACGGCCAAACACCCCUGCUGAAGGCCACAUCCAUGGAGAGCUGCUACGAAGCACAGGCAUUUGGAGGCGUUUUGUAUUGGCUGUCGGACUCGCUUUGGGUAAAGGACGACGAAGGCAACACCGUCGUCCACUACGUCGUUCGAGACAGCCUGCAGCCGCGCCGCCGGGCCGUGGGUGCAUACUAUCUCACGAUGCUCUACGAGUAUUUCCGCGAGCGCGACCAAGCACAGGCCCAGUGGUCGCUCUUCAAUGAAAAGAACCACCGACAAGAGAGCCCCUUGCACGUCGCUGUUCAAUCGGGCCAUAUCAAGAUCAUCAAGAUGCUUCUGGCAAUGCGGGCGAACCGGGAGAGUCUUGACGCCGACGGUCGCCUCCCUGAAGAUCAUGCGCACCUCCGAACAUGUGCCUCUGGAAUUUUCAAGGUCUUUUCCGAGGAUGAAGAUUGGGAGCAGUGGUCAUGGGCCCUGUGGUCAAAUGGGUCGUCGCUAUGCGAUCAGUUCGACCACGACCCAUUUCAAGAGGAGGAAGAGGACCAGCUCCAGAAUGCUGCUUUGUUUGAGCCAAGGCCAAGGAUCACCGACCGUGAGAGCGAGUCCGAUAACACCAGCGACCAAGUCGCUCCGCAUGAAGCUGAGGCCACUGUCGAUGACGAGAUGGAAUAUGCCGAGCCCGCAGCCUGUAUUUCGUGUGCUGGUGUUGGCGAGGGGCGCUCUUUGGCUUCCCGAGGACUCGAAACGCUGUGCUGGGCCGCUGGCCUUGCAGGGGUUUCGGACGCAAUCGACAGGGAGCAGGCCGAUCGCUGUACUCUGGAAAACAACACCCGCUCACUCCCCGCCAGCUUCUACAGCCUGCUCGAAGCGGUGAAGGCAUCCGACUCCCCAUCGCCAGCAUCGAGUAUAGAUCAACUCGCCACGGUGGCUCUCCAGCACGCUGGCGGAUUGGCCUUUGCUGCAAGCGCCCAGCCGGCAUAGCCAGGGACAUUACUGGUCAAUCCAAUAAAAAACGGGACACCCGUGAUUUUGGCGAUUGAUCAAAUA
Molecule: messenger RNA, 2146 nt
Organism: Polychytrium aggregatum
Lineage: Eukaryota; Fungi; Chytridiomycota; Chytridiomycetes; Polychytriales
Exons: 3
Coding region: 38-2080 (680 amino acids)
Cellular component (GO): MBF transcription complex; SBF transcription complex
Molecular function (GO): protein binding; DNA binding; transcription regulator activity
Source: RefSeq, a predicted model, not a curated record